Molecule: messenger RNA, 1104 nt
Organism: Hyaloscypha bicolor E
Lineage: Eukaryota; Fungi; Ascomycota; Leotiomycetes; Helotiales; Hyaloscyphaceae
Product: GroES-like protein
Exons: 4
Coding region: 1-1104 (367 amino acids)
Molecular function (GO): oxidoreductase activity
Source: RefSeq, a predicted model, not a curated record
AUGGCUAAAAUCCCGGACCAAAUGCUUGCUGCCCAAGUGGUCGAGUUCAAAAAACCUUACAAGAUCCACAAAGUGCCAACUCCCGGGAAAGAUCUGAACGAGUAUGAUAUGCUUGUCAAAGUAGCUGUUGCUUCUCUAUGCCAUACAGACGGAAUGGUGACUGAGGGCAUCAUGGGCACACCUCUGCCCUGUAUUGCCUCCCACGAAGGAUCAGGAACCGUAGUCAAAGUUGGAUCCGCUAUCAAGGAGUUCGAAGUUGGCGACAGAGUCCUUUGUUCCCUGACUUAUCAUCGAUGUGGUGUGUGCGCUGAUUGCACCGGCCCUGAGGUCGGCAGGCAAUAUUGUCCAAAUGUCGGAGGGUACCUGGGAGUCAACCGAGAUGGGUCAUUUGCGGAGUACGAGGUAGUGGAUGGAAGAGAAUGCUGUCUGUUGCCGGAUAAUGUAAGCUUUGAGACAGCUGCACCACUUGCUUGCGCUGGAAUAACUGUCUGGGGUGGUUUGGUCAGAGCAGGUCUGAAAGCUGGAGAAAGUGUCGCCAUUGUUGGCGGCGGUGGCGGACUUGGGCAUCUCGGAGUCCAGUUCGCCAAGGCUCUCGGUCUAAAUGUCAUUGCAAUCGAUGCUCGAGAGGAAGCGCUUUCUCUUUCCCGGGAAUGCGGUGCUGAUACUUUGGUCGAUGCUAGAUCGGGCAAGGAAAAGGUCGUUGAAGAGGUCAAGAAAGUGACAGGAGGGCAGGGUGCGGAUGCAACAUUGAAUGUCAGUGACCAUGAAUCAGCAGCGGCCACUGGAGCUGCUGUUACUAAGAUGCAUGGGGUUCUUGUGCAGAUAGCUCAACCAACAAACAUUAGUGUCCCGUUCCAGGAGCUGGUCUUUCGCGAUAUAAGAAUCCAUGGUAGUCUUACCAGUUCGAGAGGAGAGUGUCUCAAAAUGCUCGAUGUUGUUUCCAGACAUAAUAUCAAGGUCAAGACCAACGCAUUCAAUGGUAUUCAAGAAGUGCCAAAGGCAAUUGAGCUCGCCCACUCCGGAAAGAUGCAGGGAAAGCCGGUCAUAAUUAUCAACCAGGAAGCAAUUGAAAACGAAAGAAAGUCUGGAAUUAAGAUGGUUUAA